AUGGAUUUAUCUGCUAAUAUAGAUGGAAAUGUACAGAGCAAACUUCAGAGCUCAGGAUUUGUUCUACAGGUUGACGAAUUAACUGGUAUUAGCAACAAAGCACAAUUACUUACAUUUAUUCGCUUUAUUGGUGGUAACCAAAUCAUAAAUCAGUUCUUUUGUUGCGAAGAAAUGCCACUCACUACAAGAGGUCAACAUAUUUUAGACACUUUAUCUGCCUACCUCAAAAAAUGGAAUUUAUCUUGGAAUUCAUGUGUUGGAAUAUGUACCAACGGGGCACCAUCUAUGAUAGGCUCUAUUAAAGGUUUUGUAUCGCUCAUACAACAGCAAAAUCCUAAUAUUAUACGUACUCAUUGCUUCCUACAUAGGGAGGUGCUAGUUUCAAAAACAAUACCAGUAGAGCAAGUAUUAAACCCAAGUUAUUGA
Octopus sinensis (East Asian common octopus) is the source of this 426-nucleotide messenger RNA. RefSeq names its product protein ZBED8-like. The transcript has a single exon. NCBI's taxonomy places the organism in Eukaryota, Metazoa, Mollusca, Cephalopoda, Octopoda, Octopodidae. The record is from RefSeq and is a predicted model, not a curated record. Bases 1 to 426 code for a protein of 141 amino acids.